Messenger RNA from Penicillium bovifimosum, 2079 nucleotides. RefSeq names its product sexual development transcription factor SteA (gene steA). Gene Ontology annotation, molecular function: DNA-binding transcription factor activity. The transcript is spliced from 5 exons. The coding region runs from base 1 to 2079 and encodes 692 amino acids. Gene Ontology annotation, biological process: sexual reproduction; regulation of DNA-templated transcription. Gene Ontology annotation, cellular component: Tec1p-Ste12p-Dig1p complex; Ste12p-Dig1p-Dig2p complex; nucleus. The record is from RefSeq and is a predicted model, not a curated record. Lineage: Eukaryota; Fungi; Ascomycota; Eurotiomycetes; Eurotiales; Aspergillaceae.
AUGUAUCCUCAACCGGGUGCUCCCAUUUCUAUGGCGCCGCCCCAAAAGCCCGAGACCUUCAUGCUUUCAACCGAAGCACAGCGAAGUCUACCCCAUGAUGCGCAGGUGGCCUUGCAACAAGUGGACAAUUUGAAAUAUUUCCUCCUGUCGGCUCCCGUGGACUGGCCGCCUGAUCAGCUUAUUCGACGAUUCUUGCUUCCGACAGGCGACUAUGUUUCUUGUGUCUAUUGGAGCGGUCUCUUUCAUAUCUCCGGUACCGAUAUCGUCCGUUGUCUCGCAUUUCGAUUCCAGGCCUUUGGACGUCCGGUAAAGAACUCGAAGAAGUUUGAGGAGGGUAUUUUCUCGGAUUUGCGCAAUCUCAAGGCCGGCGUCGACGCGGUCCUGGAGGAUCCGAAGAGCCCAUUCCUGGACUUCCUCUACAAAAACAACUGCAUUCGGACACAGAAGAAACAAAAGGUGUUUUACUGGUACGGCGUACCCCACGACCGGUUAUUCCUCGAUGCAUUGGAACGGGAUUUAAAGCGCGAGAAAAUGAACCAGGAGGCCACUACGGUCGCAGUCAGCGAACCGGCCAUGUCCUUCGAAUUCGACUCGUCCCAGUCUCUGUACGAGCAGUUGACCAAGUCACAACAAGUGAAUAUGAACUCUUUCGCUGCCCACGCAAGUACGACAUAUGGCCAGCCCAACUCCCCCGUGGUUCGGACCGUUGACGCAAUGCCUCCUCCGCAGAUGGCUCCUCCAGCGAUCCCUCUGCUCCCGGACGACUCUGGGAUUCCGAUGUACACCCACCAACAGAUGCCCCUGUCGAACAAUUUAGUCCACAGCAUCAUUAAGCGUGAGCAGGACUACGGCCCGAUUCAGUACGAUCGCCACGGAAUGCCAAUGACCCGCCCGCAUCAGCGCCACUCUUCCAUGCCGACUUUCUACGAGUACUCUCCGGCACCGUCCUUUGUGUCUUCGCAGUAUGAGGAUUACAGCAACCGCGGCUUGUCCUUUGAGCCAGUCACCCCGCCGCAACAUUCGAUCGGCCUUGGAGGGGAACCCGCCUACAUCGCCAACGAGGACACCGGCCUUUACACAGCGAUUCCGGAUAUCUCCAGUGGACCCGGCUAUCACCCGAUGAUGCAGCUGCCUCCUUCGAACUUGACCAGUAAUCACUAUCAGCCUGCGCCUCGGUCCUACUCAGCGAAUCCAUAUCCCGUCAUCGAAGGGUCCCCUACAUACAAGCAGCGCAGACGUCGAUCUUCCCUGACGCCCAACACUGGAAACCACCCAUCCAAUGGCAUCGCCAAUGUUCAAUCCGCAACGCCAGGACCUCAGUCAGUAUCGUACGCUGCUCACCGACCAAGUGAUCUCCGCCGUUCGGUUUCCAGCUCAGUUGCGCCAGUUGCAGAUGGGGAUGACAUCCAAAAUCUCGCUCGUACUUAUCCAAGUGCAAUGCUGCCACAGAAGGACCUCCACGAUAUGUCCCGACAUGGUACGCCGCUGCAGAGCCUGGACCAGAGCACUGGACACCAUGGAGGCUCGUUGGCAAACCAGUCAGAUGAUUUGACUGCUUUGCCAACCAACGAUGCUCACGAGACUGCGGUUCACAACACUACUAGCCGGUCGGAGCGCUCGGCCUCUGGUCCUACUCGGCGAGCUAGGAGUGCAACCAUGAUGGAGUUGGGACCGUAUCCGAACAAGGCCCAUUCUUGCCCAAUCCCGUCAUGCGGCCGAACAUUCAAGAGAUUAGAACACCUCAAAAGACACGUGAGAACACACACGCAGGAGCGUCCGUACCCUUGCCCUUACUGCAGCAAAGCCUUUUCACGGUCCGAUAAUCUUGCACAACACCGUCGGAUCCAUGAAGCGCAGCAAGAUGGCCAGUCAAUCACUCCGACCGAUGAAGACCUGGAAAAUGACGAGCAUGAAUAUGGAUCUCCUAAAGAGAAGAUGUGCCCACCGGAGCCCACUCACUCAAUGAUGAGCACGUCUAGCAUGACGUCGAUGGCAGCUCCUAUGAGCAUGCCGUCGGCGAUGACCAGUAUGGUUGCUUCGCACAUGAUCGCCCCGCAACUACUCCAGCAACAGAUGUGA